This is a messenger RNA of Paramecium octaurelia, 2959 nucleotides long. The record is from the annotation of a GenBank genome assembly. Lineage: Eukaryota; Ciliophora; Oligohymenophorea; Peniculida; Parameciidae.
AUGACCGAAGACUAAAUAAUAGAUCUAAUUAAGAAAAAAGAGGAUGAAGAAGAAUGCCUUUUUAACAGUCAAUUCUAUAAUCCUCCUCCAGAGUUGAAAAAAUAUGAUUCUGACAAUGAAAGCCAAUCAGAAUAUCAUUAACAGAAUUGUAAGAGGGCAAACGUUACUACAAAGGAUGGAGGGGAAGUAAAAAUAUAUAUAACCUGUAGUCUUCUAUUGAACCUUUUUCAUUUCAGAACAAUGGAUAAUAUGAGAAUGAUGGGAUGCCGAUUGAAGAAAUAGAAUACCAACACUAACAAGAAGAUUAGCACUCUAAUUAGGAGAGUUUAAUAAAUAUUGAAAAUUCUGGAGAAAUUCUUUAAAAAAGAGUAAAGUUGAUAUCAGGCUAAGAAGAGUUCUAGGACGAAGAAGACAAAUAAUUCUAAUUCGGAGAGUUCUAAAAUAUCAAAAAAAAAGAGCUCAAAUAGGAAGAAUGUAAUUAAAACUAGUUGUAGGCUGCUUACUAUAUAUCCAAAGAAAAUGAAAAGGAUUAGAAUUUCAGGAUUAAAAUUGUUAAAGUCUAGCCGUAAUCUAUUGAAUAGAAGUAAAAUGUAGGAUUAGCUCUAUAGACAUCUUUAUAAUAAGAACAUAUUUAGAAUGUAAUAAGUUUAUUUAACAUAUAGUCUUCCUUGUUAAAUCUUUAACCAAAGAAAGCUGACUAAAAUAAUGAGGUUAUUGAAGCUGGAGCGCAGAUGAAAAUAUAAAAAUAAACAUUGUAAAUUUCAAAAAUUUUAUAACAAAUCUAAAAAAAUGAAACUAAGGAGAAACCAUAACUUUUAAGUAAGAGAAUGUAUGAGAAUUUUGAGAGAUUCAUAAAAAAAAAAUCCAAAUGGAAAUGCUUUCUUAAAUACUCUCCUAAUGUAUUGGUUCAUCUCAUUUGUUAAUAUGCUGGUUCCCUGAAAUAACUUGAAAAAGUUAUUAUUAUAUAUGAUAGGUUGGUAGCACAUUUUUAAAAAAUGGAUGAAGAUUGGAUUAUCAGUUUUAACCUAAACUUAUAGAUAAAAAUUUAAAGUGACUAAAUAGAUAAGAGUAAAAUCGAUAAGGAAUGGAUUAUUAAAGAAAAUGCUAAUUUUUAUUUACUCUGCAAUUUUAAAAAAUUAUGCUAAGGGAUAGCAAUAGAUUUUAAAAAGACUGAAUACUUCAUUGAUGUUAACAAAAAACUUAAUAAUCAAUUGGAGAAAAAUGUAUCUCCAAAAGAAUAAGAACAGAUUAAUNCUCAAAAUUUGAUUGAUUUUUUAAAGGAUAUAGAUUUAGUGUUUGAAUCAAUAAUAAUAAAAUAUUUUCAAAAUUUUUUGUUAACGACUCUUAUUUUAUAUAUAAAAGAUGUAAAAACAAUUUCACUAUCAAAACCAAGUUUUAUUUUUUUUAAUUUUUUUUCAAUGACCGAAGACUAAAUAAUAGAUCUAAUUAAGAAAAAAGAGGAUGAAGAAGAAUGCCUUUUUAACAGUCAAUUCUAUAAUCCUCCUCCAGAGUUGAAAAAAUAUGAUUCUGACAAUGAAAGCCAAUCAGAAUAUCAUUAACAGAAUUGUAAGAGGGCAAACGUUACUACAAAGGAUGGAGGGGAAGUAAAAAUAUAUAUAACCUGUAGUCUUCUAUUGAACCUUUUUCAUUUCAGAACAAUGGAUAAUAUGAGAAUGAUGGGAUGCCGAUUGAAGAAAUAGAAUACCAACACUAACAAGAAGAUUAGCACUCUAAUUAGGAGAGUUUAAUAAAUAUUGAAAAUUCUGGAGAAAUUCUUUAAAAAAGAGUAAAGUUGAUAUCAGGCUAAGAAGAGUUCUAGGACGAAGAAGACAAAUAAUUCUAAUUCGGAGAGUUCUAAAAUAUCAAAAAAAAAGAGCUCAAAUAGGAAGAAUGUAAUUAAAACUAGUUGUAGGCUGCUUACUAUAUAUCCAAAGAAAAUGAAAAGGAUUAGAAUUUCAGGAUUAAAAUUGUUAAAGUCUAGCCGUAAUCUAUUGAAUAGAAGUAAAAUGUAGGAUUAGCUCUAUAGACAUCUUUAUAAUAAGAACAUAUUUAGAAUGUAAUAAGUUUAUUUAACAUAUAGUCUUCCUUGUUAAAUCUUUAACCAAAGAAAGCUGACUAAAAUAAUGAGGUUAUUGAAGCUGGAGCGCAGAUGAAAAUAUAAAAAUAAACAUUGUAAAUUUCAAAAAUUUUAUAACAAAUCUAAAAAAAUGAAACUAAGGAGAAACCAUAACUUUUAAGUAAGAGAAUGUAUGAGAAUUUUGAGAGAUUCAUAAAAAAAAAAUCCAAAUGGAAAUGCUUUCUUAAAUACUCUCCUAAUGUAUUGGUUCAUCUCAUUUGUUAAUAUGCUGGUUCCCUGAAAUAACUUGAAAAAGUUAUUAUUAUAUAUGAUAGGUUGGUAGCACAUUUUUAAAAAAUGGAUGAAGAUUGGAUUAUCAGUUUUAACCUAAACUUAUAGAUAAAAAUUUAAAGUGACUAAAUAGAUAAGAGUAAAAUCGAUAAGGAAUGGAUUAUUAAAGAAAAUGCUAAUUUUUAUUUACUCUGCAAUUUUAAAAAAUUAUGCUAAGGGAUAGCAAUAGAUUUUAAAAAGACUGAAUACUUCAUUGAUGUUAACAAAAAACUUAAUAAUCAAUUGGAGAAAAAUGUAUCUCCAAAAGAAUAAGAACAGAUUAAUAAAUUAAAAUACGUAGUUACAAGAAUUGAAUAUCUUAAAUACAAUAAAUUAAUGAAAAAAAUUGUAGAUUUUGAUCAAAGUGACAUCAAAGAGUUAUAUAAAGUUCCCGAGAUUAAAGAGUAAGUUGAUAAUAUCUAUUAAAAAAUCGUAACAUCGCCUUAAAGUUUUUCUGAAUAUAAUAGUAUUACUGGUUAUGAUACUUAGAAGAGUAACCCCAAAAAGACCAAUACUUAUUAUUUAUAAAGCUUAAUCGAAAAAAUAAAUAAGGCUUAAUAAGAAAAUAAAUGA